AUGCACAGACAAAAUUCAUCGACAAGCGCAUACUCGGAGGAAGAGAUAGACAUAGAGAAAAUGGGCGGAGAGGGGGAAAAUGGGAUUAGAAAUGAAGAGAAGGACCAAGAACAGGAGCAGAAGCAGAAUCACUUGGACGAGUAUCUUGUCCAAUUCACCCAGAAUGACCCAACGAAUCCGAAAAACUGGAGCAGUGGUCUGAAAUGGUACACGACGGUGCUAAGUUCGGUGUUCAUUUUAAGCAGCACAAUAGCGUCGUCGCUGCCGUCGACAACCAUAGCGAAUAUGAUAGAGGAGUAUGACACAACGGAGACAAUAGCAAUAUGCACCAUCACCAUGUUUUUGCUAGGAUAUGUAUGUGGUCCACUGUUUUGGGCGCCACUGUCGGAGGUAUACGGACGCAAGCCCAUCUUUACGCUCACGCUCUUGUUGUAUACGCUGUUCAACGUCGGGUGCGCGCUCUCGCCAACCAUCACCGGCCUUCUCAUCUGCCGUUUGAUUGCUGGCAUAGGAGCAAGUUCACCGCUUACGAAUAGCGGCGGCGUCCUCACUGACAUAUGGGAGAUGGAUGCUAUCGCGAUACCGAUGGCGCUGUUCUCUCUCGUGCCCUUCCUGGGACCGGUACUGGGGCCGAUAAUUGGCAAUUUCAUGAUCAUAAGCGUGCCGUGGCAGGACAUAUAUUGGCUCAUGCUCGCCUUCGGCGGAGUAUGCUGGCUGCUGUGUGUGUUUACGCUGAAAGAGACAUACGAACCUGCGAUACUGCACAGACGCGCGGCACAGCUGCGAAAGAAGACAGGCGACUCGGGGUACUACACGGCGCAAGAGAAGACACAGCCAGCGAUGCGCACACUGCUCAAAACCAGCCUCACGAGACCUCUCCUUUUCCUCGUCACAGAGCCACUCGUCAUUUUCUCCUCUUUAUACGUCGCUGUGAUCUACACCAUCCUCUAUCUCUCCUUCGAGAUUGUGCCUUACGUAUUUCGCGGCGUGUUCGAAAUGCGGCAGGAGAUAGCGGGUCUUAUGUUCAUCCCUAUAGCCAUAGGAAUGUUCAUCAACCUGGCCAUCACCAUGGUGGGGGUGGGGGUAAUGAGGAGAAGGAGUGCAAACGUAGCAACCAAGAGUCUCCCCGAAGACCGACUGCUACCAGCCAUUUACCUCGGUGGGCCAUGUAUGGUAGUGUCUCUCUUCUGGCUGGGUUUUACGAGCAGGGCCGAUGUGCCGUGGGAGGUACCCGCGGCAUCGCUCAUCCUAUUCGGCGUGGCUAUCGUGAGCAUCUUCAACAGCUUCCUCAGCUAUCUUGCUGACGUGUAUGCGGUGUACGCGGCAAGCGCGCUGGCUAGCAACACUAUUGCGCGCAGCGUCAUCGCGAGCGUGUGCCCCCUCUUUGUGAGGCAAAUGUUCGACGCGAUGGGCAUCGAUUACGCCUGCUUGCUACUCGCUCUCGUCGCCCUCACCCUCUGCGCUGUGCCCGUGUGGUUCAGACUGCGUGCCGCGUCGCUGAGGGCGCGCUCGGCGUAUGCGCGCAGGGUGUAA
Molecule: messenger RNA, 1533 nt
Organism: Wallemia ichthyophaga EXF-994
Lineage: Eukaryota; Fungi; Basidiomycota; Wallemiomycetes; Wallemiales; Wallemiaceae
Product: Polyamine transporter 3
Exons: 2
Coding region: 1-1533 (510 amino acids)
Biological process (GO): transmembrane transport
Molecular function (GO): transmembrane transporter activity
Source: RefSeq, a predicted model, not a curated record